CGCGCCGAGGCAGUGCGGCGCCCGCCGCCGAGGAUGCCGCCCAGCGCCCUCGCCGCGGCCGUGCCCCGGCCCUAGCGCGCCGACCGCAGCCCGCGCCCCGCGCCCCGCAGCCCCGCGCCCCGCGCCCGCCGCCGCCUCUUCAAUGGGCAACCUGUUCGGCGGGGUCAGCUUCCGCGAGCCCACCACCGUGGAGGACUGCGACUCCACCUGGCAGACGGAGUCGGAGCCGGAGCCGGAGCCGGAGCCCGAGGAGCCGGGGCCGGGCGGCGGCGAGGGCCCCGGGCAGGAGCCCGAGCAGCCCGCGCAGCCCCCGGAGCCCGCCGGCGGGCGGCCCCGCGCCAGUCCCGCGCCGGACCAGGACGCCGAGGCGGCGGGCGCCGAGCAGGGUGCUGAUUCCACUGAAGCAACUGCCAAACCAAAGAGAAGUUUUUACGCUGCGAGGGAUUUGUACAAAUACAGACACCAGUACCCACAGAACUUCAAAGAUAUCCGGUAUCAAAAUGACUUGAGCAAUCUUCGCUUUUAUAAGAAUAAAAUUCCAUUUAAGCCAGAUGGUGUUUACAUUGAAGAGGUUCUCAAUAAGUGGAAAGGAGAUUAUGAGAAGCUGGAGCACAACCACACUUACAUCCAAUGGCUUUUCCCCUUGAGAGAACAAGGCUUGAACUUUUAUGCUAAAGAACUAACUACAUAUGAAAUUGAGGAAUUCAAAAAAACAAAAGAGGCAAUUAGAAGAUUUAUCCUGGCUUAUAGAAUGAUGUUAGAAUUUUUUGGAAUAAAGCUGAUUGAUAAAACUGGAAAUGUUGUUCGGGCUUUGAACUGGCAGGAAAGGUUCCAGCACCUGAAUGAGUCCCAGCACAACUAUUUAAGAAUCACCCGUAUUCUUAAAAGCCUUGGUGAGCUUGGAUAUGAAAGUUUUAAAUCUCCUCUUGUAAAAUUUAUUCUUCACGAAGCUCUUGUGGAAAAUACUAUUCCCAAUAUUAAGCAGAGCGCGCUGGAGUAUUUUGUUUAUACCAUUAGAGACAGAAGAGAAAGGAGGAAGCUCCUGCGUUUCGCCCAGAAACAUUACACGCCUUCAGAGAAUUUUAUCUGGGGACCGCCUCGGAAGGAAGACGCAGAAGGAAGCAAAGCCCAGAAAAUGCCUGCCCCUUCCGUCCCCAGCCCUAACAGUCAAACUUCUAUGCACAAAAAACCUAAGGACUCCAAAACUUCCUCCUCAGCUGCUCCUGUAAAUAGCAAAACAGCUGAAGACAAAAAAGCGGCGCCUGAAGAGCCUGGGGCAGUGACAGACAGGCCCUGCGCAGAGCCCAGCAGCACAGCCGCCAGGCCAGGGGACGCAGAGGAUGGGAAUGCUGAAAAUUCAAAUUCUCAACCAGAAGAAGCAAUGAAUGAUCCCACAGAGAAAACUGAGAGUGCAUCUCCUCCCGAAAAAGAUGAUGAAGGUAAAAAUCAUAACAAAGACUGUGGAAGUUCUGGAAAUACAGGUUCCCAGGAUGAGGUACUGUUUCAGUGAAUUAUCAGAAACCCACAAACCAGUUUAGGGAGAGGAGGCGGAAACUGCUGUACAGUUUAUCCAAAAGAACAGAGGUCACAGUUCAAAUUUUGGCCAUCUGUUUGUGAUUUAUGUUGUAAGCAUUUUGUUGUUUUUUUAUUCUGGAUGAUAUUAAGUUUAAUCAGAUGUUUAAGACAAGACCCAGUAAAUGAAUGUAUUCAGUAACACUUUUAGGAUGUGAGUUUACAAAUUCUGUGUACAAUAAUUAUUUUAUAAUUAUUUUCAUGUAUCUGGAAAUAUUGGUGCAGUACUUGGGAUAUCAAAUAAAUUAUUUUGAGAGGUUACAGUCUACUUGAAGAAAACCAAGAGGAUAAUUUCAUUAUGUUGCCACACCUUUGCCUGUUUUAUGGAUUCCUUUGUUUUUUUUUUUAGCUGGAAGAAUCUAGGAGUAAUUUGGAUUUUUAAUCAGAAAGUAAUUUGGAUUGUUUUCAUUACAAUACCUCAGCAUAUUUAUUUUAGAUGAAAUGUAUGCUCUUGGGGAGCUGUAACCCCCCCACACCCCACCACUCAUUUGUCAGUCUUGCUGUCUUUUCCUGUCCCCUCUCUGCACUCACCUGCACCCACUAUCUUGUCAGCCAGCAGCUGCGUUUCUGUUGUACAUUCCGAUGAACUCCUCCUGUAUUGAAACUUAAAUGGAACAGAACAGGACUUUCAACUGUAUGAUUUCAAGAAUUUGCUUUGCUUGAAAUAAUAAAAAUGUUUUUCUGUAUUAA
Molecule: messenger RNA, 2262 nt
Organism: Myotis myotis
Lineage: Eukaryota; Metazoa; Chordata; Mammalia; Chiroptera; Vespertilionidae
Gene: OGFRL1
Product: opioid growth factor receptor like 1
Exons: 7
Coding region: 143-1510 (455 amino acids)
Cellular component (GO): membrane
Molecular function (GO): opioid growth factor receptor activity
Source: RefSeq, a predicted model, not a curated record